AUGGCAAACCAACGUCAAGAUCCCUUAACCACCUCCACUAAACCAAGUCUAAUCAAAGAAGAACAACAACUUAAUGAAGAAACUGUGAGCUUGCAAGCUGAGAGUCUUGUAAACUCACUGGCCUUCCCCAUGGUUCUCAAAGCGGCCUUGGAGCUUGGCGUCAUCGAAACGAUCACAGCCGUAGAUGAAGGUGUCUGGCUCUCGUCGUAUGAGAUUGCGCUUCGUCUCCCAACCAAACCCGCUAACCCGGAGGCACCGGUUUUGUUGGACCGGAUGCUGAUUUUACUAGUCAGUCACUCGAUCUUGAAGUACCGUAUGGUCGAAACCGAAGAAAACGGAAAUUCAAAGAGGGUAUAUGCAGCUGAACCGGUUUGCAAAUUUUUCUUGAACGGUGGAGACGGGUCGGGUUCUCUUGCGCCUCUCUUCAUGGUCAACUUAAGCGAAGUCUAUUUCAAGACUUGGACACAUCUCAAAGAUGUGAUAUUAGAAGGAAAGGAUGCAUUCGUCUCUGCUCAUGGCAGGAAGCUUUUCGAAUAUAUUGGUUCGGACGAACGAUUCUCUCAGAAAUUUAACCGGGCAAUGUCGGAAGCUUCCACGUUGACCAUGAAGAAGGUUUUAGAAGUUUACAGAGGAUUCGAAGAUGUACACACUUUGGUGGAUGUGGGAGGAGGAAUUGGAACUGUUAUAAGUCUUGUCAUUUCCAAAUAUCCUCAUAUUAAAGGCAUCAAUUUCGAUCUAGCCUCGGUUUUAGCCCAUGCUCCUCUAUAUCCAGGAGUGGAGCAUGUUUCAGGAGACAUGUUUAUAGAAAUUCCAAAAGGAGAUGCUAUUUUCAUGAAAUGGAUACUACAUGAUUGGAAUGACGAAGACUGUGUAAAAAUUCUAAAAAAUUGUUGGAGAAGUCUUUCUGAAAAAGGAAAGGUGAUAAUAGUCGACAUGAUUACACCUCUAGAACCAAAGGCCAACGACUUUUCUUCUAACGUUGUGCUGGCGAAGGACAUGGUGAUGUUAACGCAAUUAUCGGGUGGUAAAGAGAAGUCCCUUUCCCAGUUCGAGACUAUGGCCUUUGAUUCGGGUUUCCGUCGUUGUGAAAUUAUUUGUCGUGCUUAUUCAUAUUAUGUUAUUGAAUUUCAAAAAUAAUUUCCUGAAGCUUUCCAAGUAAAACUGUGAAUCAUCUCGUUCUUGUGGGUGAUGGUUUCUUUGUGGGUGUAAUAUAAUUGGUGUGUUGGGUUGUUUUCUUUUUCAAAAUUGUGGUGACUGUCAAGUGUCAACAAGGUGCAAUAAAGAAGUACUAUCUU
Molecule: messenger RNA, 1295 nt
Organism: Eruca vesicaria subsp. sativa (arugula)
Lineage: Eukaryota; Viridiplantae; Streptophyta; Magnoliopsida; Brassicales; Brassicaceae
Source: the annotation of a GenBank genome assembly